Protopterus annectens (West African lungfish) is the source of this 2584-nucleotide messenger RNA. It is a transcript of the gene LIMD1, whose product is annotated as LIM domain containing 1. Gene Ontology annotation, molecular function: transcription corepressor activity. Gene Ontology annotation, biological process: response to hypoxia; cytoskeleton organization; positive regulation of miRNA-mediated gene silencing. Bases 55 to 2298 code for a protein of 747 amino acids. The record is from RefSeq and is a predicted model, not a curated record. The transcript is spliced from 9 exons. Gene Ontology annotation, cellular component: adherens junction; P-body; transcription regulator complex. Lineage: Eukaryota; Metazoa; Chordata; Ceratodontiformes; Protopteridae.
AAGUGUAUUACGCCGUAGUUUCCGUCCAGGCCAGAUCUUGGGAGGUAAUCAGUAAUGGAGAAGUACGACGAUCUUGGACUGGAGGCUUCCAAAUUUAUUGAAGACUUGAAUAUGUACGAAGCUUCUAAGGAUGGCUUGUUUCGGGUGGAUAGGGGGGCCGGGAAUACUCCAGAGUUUGAAGAGACUCGAAGAGUUUUUGCUCACAAAAUGAGCAAAAUACAUCACCAGAAACAGCAGGAUGUACAGAAUGGAGCUCUGUUGCAGGGGCAGUCAAAGCCACAGCUGCAGCCGGGAUGGGACAGGUUGCAACAAGGGGGCAUCAGAUCUGGCACAGAAGUAGCUGCAGCAAAACCACCCCUGGGCACAACUGGGUUUCCUUUUUCAGAUGGGUUAAAAUAUCGAGCAUCUCAAGAAGGAACAUCUGCUAGAAAAGUCAGCUAUGAGAAUCCAUACGAAAAUCUGGAGUCCCUGGGGAUGUCCAAGUCUGGUACUUACCAUCAUAAAGCAGGUGCAGUGGCAGACAGUCAUUCUCUUUAUGUAGUUACACCAGAUCAACAUAAUUCGUGCAUCCCACAGCAGUCAUCUUCCAUCCCCCAGUCCAACUGGGAAAUGGACACCCAGGAAAAAUACUGUACUUCAGGAGUUUUCACUGGCCACAGUGAUCAGGUGGUGCCCCAAAGUCCCACCAAAACACACGUAGAUCAGCAGUACAAACUCUCAUUAAACUCAUGGAUGGGUCCUGGGGGCUCUGGAACUGAACUACGAGUUCCUGUUGCAUUGCAGAGUACUUCAUCUCAAACAGGAUUGUUGGAACAAAAAAACACUGGACAGAGGUCAUCAUCCUUCUCACAGUCCUUGUCAUCUCUGUCUCCCAGUGCUGCCGGUGGAUUGGGUGAAAUGAAGCCAGGGCCUUCUCAUCUUCGAUCAUCAUCCUUUUCUGCUGCAUCUCACACUCAGGUAGAUCUGCCUGUAUUAUCAAGUCCAAACAGAUCAGAUCCAGCCUCAGUUUCAUCUGGACCCAGGGCCCGAGGCCGUAUACUUUCUGAUUCAGGAAGUAUUGAUCGACAGCCAUAUCAGCAACAGCAGUGUUCUUAUGAUGUGACAUGUACACAAUCUGGGGUUCCGAAUGAAUACAGAGAGCAUAGUAGAGAAAGACUGAACAGUCCAGCUAUACCUUCACAGCCCAAUGGCUUUAAGCAGAGCCAUGCCCCCUCUUUCCUUUCUGCAACUCCAGGUAUUGUUCAGAGCUGGGACCCAACUGUGUAUAAUGUAGAGAGCCAGCAUGUUGUGCCUGGACCCCAUCUCAGUCAUAGCAGCAGUUCCAGUCGACAGCAACCAGUAGAUUAUACCAUUGACGCUCUGCACUCUAACCCUGCCCCACUUAGCUCUAGCAGCAGCAGCACUUUAUCAAGAGAACAGUCACCCAGUAUGGCAGAAAGUGCCUCUUCCCAGCAGCAGGACUCUGGAUCUGGACGGGUGCGAUUGCCAUGCCAGCCUCUGCUUGGCCAGCAAGAAGGAGGUUUUUCAAAUGCUGAGCUAAAAUUAGAAGCAUUAACCCAGCGCCUGGAGCAAGAGAUGGAGGCAUCCCAUCCUAAGGCAGAGUACUUUGGUAAUGUGGCCUCUAAUAAAUAUGGAUAUGCCACCACAGUCUUCAUCGGGUCUAAAAGAGGAACGUGUGUGAAAUGCAGUAAGGGAGUAUAUGGAGCGAGCCAGGCGUGCCAGGCCAUGGGUCAUCUCUAUCAUGACAGCUGCUUCACCUGCAGCGCCUGCAGUAGAAAACUGAGAGAGAAGGCCUUCUACUUUGUGAAUGGUAAAGUGUUUUGCGAGGAGGAUUUCCUGUAUUCAGGUUUCCACCAGUCAGCGGACAAGUGUUUGGUCUGUGGACAUUUGAUAAUGGACAUGAUUGUGCAAGCCUUGGGCAGGUCCUAUCAUCCUGGAUGCUUCCGUUGUGUAAUCUGCAAUGAGUGCUUGGACGGUGUACCUUUCACUGUAGAUGGUGAUAAAAUCUACUGCGUCCGUGAUUACCACAAAGUCUUGGCGCCAAAAUGUGCAGCAUGUGGACAUCCAAUUCUGCCUUCCGAGGGAUGUGAUGAAACAAUCAGAGUUGUUUCCAUGGACAAAGACUACCAUAUUGAAUGUUACCACUGUGAGGACUGUGGAAAAGAGCUAAAUGAUGAAGAAGGCCAUCGGUGCUAUCCACUUAAUGGACAUUUGCUGUGCCACACCUGUCACCUUAAGCACCUUGAGGGUGGCACAGUGCCAACAGGUGCCUUCAGAAUUACUAAGCCCUGUACCUAAACUGUCCAACAUCAUGAUGAACCAUGCUAAAGAAUCAGGACAUCUCCAUUUUGGGGGUUAGCCUUGAGUCUGCAAUGGAGACUGCUUCAUUUUGUCAGUGUAUUGUGACAUUGACCAACAGAGACUGGAUAACAGCUGAAUCUUGCUGCGGUGAAAGGUGUUUCUCUCAGUGCCUUACCUCAAAAAAGUCAUUGGUUUACUUCACAGAAAAAAUACUGUUUCAGAUCAGUAAUUAAUCUGUCUGGUUUUGUUUACUGUAUAAUAAAUAAAUUGAUGCUUCUUAUGA